Messenger RNA from Cucurbita maxima (winter squash), 2417 nucleotides. Its product is annotated as pentatricopeptide repeat-containing protein At5g50280, chloroplastic. The record is from RefSeq and is a predicted model, not a curated record. Gene Ontology annotation, molecular function: protein binding. NCBI's taxonomy places the organism in Eukaryota, Viridiplantae, Streptophyta, Magnoliopsida, Cucurbitales, Cucurbitaceae. The coding region runs from base 17 to 2188 and encodes 723 amino acids. The transcript is spliced from 5 exons.
GAAUCAAUGCAGAUAUAUGGGGGAAGAACAAGCUCCCAUGGCUCUUGUACACCAACACCACCUCCCACAGUCAUUUCAGUCCAUUCGCAAGGCCAAUCUCAACCAAUCCACUUCUAAUUCUUGUUUAUUUUUUCAAUUCAGUACUCGGAAGCUUGCCUGCUGCUUAUGUGCGACAUCUCCCAAUCCCACCAGCCAGUCUCCAUCUCCGAUUUUCCUCCGUUUUCUCGAAGAAGAAGAAGAGGAGGAAGAAGAAGAAGAAGAAGAAGAAGAACCUAAAGACGUUCUUGGAGGAAACACGACGGAAGAUUGGAACGAUCCGUUAGUCAGAUUUUUCAAAUCCCGGAAUUCAACAACGCAAGACCCAUUACCCGAAAGCAAAUUAUCCCUUCAGAAGAACCGCCGUUCGUCGUGGCAUCUUGCCUCCGAGGUUGAAUGUUCCGUUGAAGCUGAAAUUGCACCCGAUGAUGACAAGAAACAGUCCGGUUCGGUGAGUAGGAAUUCUAGGGUAUUACCGGAUGGUGUCGUCGGAGACAUUGUGCGAACUGCGAGGAAUUUGCCUCAAAAUACCACUCUAGGAGAGGCUUUGGGUGAUUUUGAAGGAAAAAUUGAUGAGAAAGAAUGUCUGGAGGUGCUGCGCUUGUUGGGUGAGGAGAAUCUUGUGGUAUGUUGCCUGUAUUUCUUUGAAUGGAUGGGGUUGCAGGAGCCUUCGCUUGUUACACCUCGUGCUUAUUCUAUUCUCUUUCCAUUGUUGGGAAGAGCUGGAAUGGGAGAUAAAAUUAUGGUGUUGUUCAAGAACAUUCCACUCAAGAAGGAGCUUCAGGAUGUUCAUGUGUAUAAUUCUGCAAUGUCUGGGCUUAUGGUCUGUAAGAGGUAUAAUGAUGCUUGCGAGGUGUACGAGGCCAUGGAAACAAACAAGGUUAAUCCCGAUCAUGUGACAUGUUCUAUAAUGAUUACAGUCAUGAGAAAGAUCGGUCGCAGCGCAAAGGAUUCUUGGGAUUACUUCGAGAAAAUGAACGAAAAAGGAGUAAAAUGGAGUCCAGAAGUUUUGGGUGCUCUGAUUAAAGCGUUCUGUGACGAGGGGCUGAAGAGUCAAGCACUCAUCAUCCAACUGGAGAUGGAGAAGAAAGGGGUUGCUUCGAAUGCAAUCGUGUAUAACACGAUCAUGGAUGCAUUUAGUAAAUCAAACCAAAUCGAGGAAGCUGAAGGUCUCUUUGCCGAAAUGAAAGCCAAAGGAGUGAAACCAACAAGUGCAACUUUUAACAUCUUAAUGGAUGCAUACAGCAGGCGGAUGCAACCCGAGAUUGUCGAGAAGCUUCUGAUUGAAAUGAAGGAGAUGGGAUUCGAGCCGAAUGUGAAGUCAUACACUUGCUUGAUUAGUGCUUACGGGAGGAAGAAGACAAUGAGCGACAUGGCUGCAGAUGCAUUCUUGAGGAUGAAAAAGAAUGGUAUAAAGCCAAAUUCUCAUUCAUAUACAGCUCUGAUUCAUGCUUAUUCUGUUAGUGGUUGGCACGAGAAAGCUUACUCGACGUUCGAGAACAUGCUGCGAGAAGGUUUAAAGCCUUCCAUUGAAACUUACACAACGCUACUCGACGCGUUUAGACGUGCAGGUGAUACCGAGGCAUUGAUGAAAAUCUGGAAGUUCAUGGUUAGAGAAAAAGUAGCAGGCACAAGAGUAACAUUCAACAUACUGCUAGAUGGGUUUGCAAAACAAGGUCAUUAUAUUGAAGCAAGAGAUGUGAUAUCUGAGUUCAGCAAGAUUGGGCUGCAGCCAACCGUUAUGACAUACAACAUGCUGAUGAACGCAUAUGCAAGGGGCGGUCAACAUCUAAAGAUGCCGCAGCUUCUGCAAGAGAUGGCUGCUUGGGAGCUAAAACCCGACUCCGUUACUUACUCAACCAUGAUUUAUGCGUUCGUACGUGUUCGGGAUUUCAAACGAGCGUUCUUCUAUCACAAGAAGAUGGUAAAAAGUGGGCAAGUGCCUGAUGUGAAGUCGUAUCAGAAACUUCGAUCAAUUUUGGAUGAGAAACUCGAUACGAAGAACAGGAAGGAUAAGAGUGCCAUUUUGGGUAUAAUGAACAGCAAAUUGGGUAUGGUGAAAGCUAAGAAGAAGGGCAAGAAGGAUGAGUUUUGGAAGAACAAGAGAAAGUAUGUGAAAACAAUGAGAGUUUCUCCUAAUGAACAAAUAUGAAUUGACUCACUCAUUUGGGCUUUUCUUGCUUGGAUGGCCCAUUUAUAUUCCAUCAUGAUAUGGGCUUAGGAGGCCCAGAUUUUGAUCAGCUUCAUAUGGGCCUAGAGCAAAACACUGGCCCAAUAGAGAAACAGAGGAUAAAGUCGAAUAUUGUACAUUAAUGAAAAAGGGUGUAAAUUUCAACUGAACAAUGAUCCUUAAAUUAUGACCAUAUUUCUUUUCUUCCAAA